Molecule: messenger RNA, 3352 nt
Organism: Suncus etruscus (white-toothed pygmy shrew)
Lineage: Eukaryota; Metazoa; Chordata; Mammalia; Eulipotyphla; Soricidae
Gene: SLCO3A1
Product: solute carrier organic anion transporter family member 3A1
Exons: 10
Coding region: 62-2179 (705 amino acids)
Biological process (GO): transmembrane transport; prostaglandin transport; sodium-independent organic anion transport
Cellular component (GO): membrane
Molecular function (GO): protein binding
Source: RefSeq, a predicted model, not a curated record
CGGCCCGGCGCCGGCCCCCGACCCCGAUCCCCGGGGCCAGCGGGCAGGCGGAGGCACCGGGAUGCAGGGCAAGAAGCCGGGCAGCGUGGGUGAGCCUCCGGGAGACGAGGCGCAGAGGCACAAGAAGAAGAAAAAGAAGGCGUCCUGCUUCUCCAGCAUCAAGAUCUUCCUGGUGUCCGAGUGCGCCCUGAUGCUGGCCCAGGGCACGGUGGGCGCCUACCUGGUGAGUGUCCUGACCACGCUGGAGCGCAGGUUCAACCUCCAGAGCACCGACGUGGGCGUGAUCGCCAGCAGCUUCGAGAUCGGCAACCUGGCCCUCAUCCUCUUCGUCAGCUACUUUGGGGCUCGGGGGCACCGGCCGCGCCUCAUCGGCUGCGGGGGCAUCGUCAUGGCCCUGGGAGCACUGUUGUCAGCGCUGCCCGAGUUCCUGACACACCAGUACAAGUAUGAGGCGGGCGAGAUCCGCUGGGGAACCGAGGGCCAGGCCGUGUGUGUGGCCGCCAACAGUUCCUCUCACCCACGAGGUGGCCCCGAGCCGGCCCCCGACCCUGACCUCAUCUGCCGUAGCCGCACGGCCACCAACAUGAUGUACCUGCUGCUCAUCGGGGCCCAGGUGCUCUUGGGCAUUGGGGCCACCCCUGUGCAGCCGCUCGGUGUCUCCUACAUCGACGACCACGUGCGAAGGAAGGACUCAUCCCUCUACAUUGGAAUCCUGUUCACAAUGCUGGUGUUCGGGCCAGCCUGCGGGUUCAUCCUGGGUUCCUUCUGCACCAAAAUCUAUGUGGAUGCCAUUUUCAUCGACACAAGCAACCUGGACAUCACCCCAGAUGACCCUCGCUGGAUCGGGGCCUGGUGGGGUGGCUUCCUCCUCUGUGGCGCUCUGCUCUUCUUCUCCUCGCUCUGGAUGUUCGGUUUCCCACAGUCGCUGCCCCCGCACCCCGACUCGGGCCUGGAGAGUGAGCAGGCCAUGCUGCCCGACAGGGAUGGGCCCCCGAAGCCCAGCAACGGGGUGGUGCGGCACCCGCUGCACCCUGACAGCUCUGCCUCUUGCUUCCAGCAGCUUCGAGUGAUCCCCAAGGUCACAAGACACCUGUUAUCCAACCCCGUGUUCACCUGCAUCACGUUGGCCGCCUGCAUGGAGAUCGCAGUGGUGGCCGGAUUUGCCGCCUUCCUGGGCAAGUACCUGGAGCAGCAGUUCAACCUCACCACCUCGUCUGCCAAUCAGCUGCUGGGGAUGACAGCCAUCCCCUGCGCCUGCCUGGGCAUCUUCCUGGGCGGACUCCUGGUGAAGAAGUUCAGCCUGUCGGCGCUGGGCGCCAUCCGCAUGGCCAUGCUGGUCAACCUGGUGUCCACCGCCUGCUACGUGUCCUUCCUCUUCCUGGGCUGCGAUACAGGGCCCGUGGCCGGGGUGACCGUCCCCUAUGGAAACUCCUCAGCCCUGGACCCCUAUGCACCCUGCAAUAAAAACUGUGAGUGCCAGACCGACACCUUCACUCCUGUGUGCGGGGCCGACGGCAUCACUUACCUGUCGGCCUGCUUCGCGGGCUGCAACAGCACGAACCUCACUGGCUGCACCUGCCUCACCAGCGUCCCACCCGAGAAUGCCACCGUGGUGCCCGGAAAGUGCCCGAGCCCCGGCUGCCAGGAGGCCUUCCUCAUCUUCCUCUGCGUCAUGUGCCUAUGUAGCAUGAUUGGGGCCAUGGCUCAGACGCCAUCCGUCAUCAUCCUCAUCAGGACCGUCAGCCCAGAGCUCAAGUCCUACGCCCUGGGGGUGCUCUUCCUCCUCCUUCGGCUGCUGGGCUUCAUCCCCCCGCCACUCAUCUUUGGGGCGGGCAUCGACUCCACGUGCCUGCUCUGGAGCGCCUUCUGCGGGGAGCGGGGUGCCUGUGCGCUCUACGACAACGUGGCCUACCGCUACCUAUACGUCAGCAUCGCCAUCGCGCUCAAGUGCACCGCCUUCCUGCUCUACACCACGUCCUGGCAGUGCCUGCGGCGCAACUACCAGCGCUACAUCCAGAACCACGAAGGGGUGCUGAGCAGCAGUGAGUUCUUUGCCUCUACCCUGACCCUGGACAAGCUGGGGAGGGACGCGGGCAGCGCCCAGCACACGCAUAGGACCAAGUUUAUCUAUAACCUCGAGGACCAUGAGUGGUGCGAGAACAUGGAGUCUGUUUUAUAGCAGCUGCCCCAUCCGGCGGCCACACGGUCACUUUUUUUAAUGCUGACAAAAACAAAAUGACAACAACAGCAACAGCAGCAACAGCAACAAAAUACCCAGUCCACGAGGCCCACACAGACACACACAAACACACAGACACAUACCACUAUCACAUCAUCCCUGCCCUUUGUUUGCCUCAAGAUCAGAGACUCGGGCCAGCUUGGACCCGGACCAACCAUCUAGGCCCCCAAGCACUUGUCCAGGAAGGGCAGGGUGGCCCGGACUGGAGUGACCGCUACAAGCAAUUCUGGGCCACUCAGAGGACAGAUGGCCCCGAGAGAUGCACAGAUAUACCGUUGCACAGGGUUGGGUUUGGUUGUUGUUGUUGUUGUUGUUGUUGUUGUUGUUGUUAUUGUUGGAAAUUGCAUAAAAGGAGCCCGAGUUGUCCUACUGGCCGGGACAAGACGGGGCCCCCCAGAGCGGCCGGUGUUGCCGCCUCUGACCUUCGCAAUAGGGUCCCUGCGUGGUGGCUCAGCUGCCGUCCACCUGUGGAUCCGUGGCCCACCUGGACGCCUCCCAGACUGGCCUCGGCGUCUCCGGGCCCUUUUCACCAGCUCCAUCUCCAUGCCCAGACUGAGGACCCACAGGGAGCCGGGUGAGGGGGGCCAUGCCGCCCCCUCGCCAGCACCCCCCAGCCCAGCCCCACAGAGCGACCUCAGGAAGCCAUGAGCCCACCUGGCAAUGACUGGCCGUGCUCAGAGCCGGGACCUCAGCCGUGUCCAAGUCAUUUGCUUCGACAUCUGCCAAACAUUUUGCCAUUUUUUAAAAAAAUAAACAAACAAAUAAAAAAUAAAAAAACCCAAGAUGAGGCCCCCCCACACAUUUCCAGCACCCUACCCACCAGACCCUCCUCCCAGUUUUUAUCGUCGGCCACACUGGUGUUUGUUCACAGUUCCCCAGGCUGAACAUCUUAUGCUGUUUGCUUUGACGUUUCUCCUUUUAUUUUAUUUUUUAAAUGCACCAGGAAAAAAAAAAAAAAUAUAUAUAUAUAUAAAAUGUAUUUCGAGGGAUGCAAUUUAUCGUUUGUAAUUUCUUUUCUUUUGAUUUGAUUGGUUUGUUUAUUUUACUUAAUGUUCAUUUGCAUGGUUUUAAAAUGAGUUCAGCUUGGCCCAAACACACCUGUUACCACCAGCA